CGCCGCAGCAGAAUCUUAGCCGGUUAACCCAGGAACCGCUUGACUACCUGCUGCACGCGAUCCCGCGAUUUCGCCACGGCCCUCAAGAGUCAGUAAACAAUUCCAGCUUGGUUCAAGGCGGUGUCUCCCCCAACGCCAGUAUGGCUGCUGCUGCAAGCGUCAGAUGUUCGAGUACUUUGCAUGUGCAAAGCGUGUUGAGAAACAAAGGAGAAGAAGGGCUGCGCGGAGCUUGCCUAACCUGCAUAACAAAUGGCAAUGCUGACAAGCAGGGGGGGCCAUGGCGGCGGAUUGAAUGCAGCUUAAGUUACAAGAGUCGAGUGCCUGCUCAAAGCAGUUGCUGGCAGAAGGGAAGGCGAAAACUACGCGGAAGGCGUCUGCGGGCAACGGCUGCGUCAGAAGCAGAGGACGUAGCAGCGCAAGACACCGCGACACCCCCCGCCAUCCCCCAUUUCUCGGGAUCCGUCCGACGGGCGUCAAACGCCGCUGACAGCCGCAACUGCUGGUCCGCGCCGGACCCAGCGGGGUUCAGCCUGCGCUCGAGGAGCUUCCCCUUCAAUGGCAAGAUGGAGCCCGCGAAAGAGCCCUUUUUCACACUCGUAGCGGUGGACUGGUUAAAGUCGGACGUCCGAAUGGACCGCCUGGCGCGGCGGCCCGGGGGGCUCGUCAACCGGACGCUCAAAGGGGGGCCGCCAUUCGUCUUCGUCGUCAAUAUGCAGGUCCCAGCGGGCCCCGUGCACUACAGCAUGGUGUACUACUUCGCGUCGUACCAGCCCAUCACGGACCGCAUGCUCUUCCACGCCUUCAUGCACGGGGACGAAGCGUACCGGGACGCGCGCCUCACGCUGCUGCCCAACAUACGCAAUGGCUCAUGGUUGAUCCGACAGAGCGUGGGCUCUCGGCCGGUGGCUCUAGCGCAGGUGCUUAAGUGCAGGUACGAUAAGGGGGAGCACUUCUUUGAGAUUGAUGUCGACAUGGGGACGUCGGCACUCGUGCGCUCUGUGCUCGGCCUUGUGCUGCCAGCUGUCACCGCUCUAGUGGUCGACUUGGCCUUCCUGAUCAGGGGCGAAACGGAAAAGGAGCUGCCCGAGGUGCUAUUAGGAGCCGUGAGGCUCCAUACGCUUGAGCUGACGUCAGCUAUACCGCCUCCACCGGAAGCUUGACCAGCGAAGCCUCUUAGUUCUAGCGACUGACCUGUCAACACCAACGAAGCUACUCUGACCGAAGGCUGUGGAUUAGGAAAAUGCUGCGAGGAGUCAGGGCAGCGACAAGCGUGACUGUUGCAUAGUACUGAUCCGCUUGUGAACACGGUAUUUCAGACUGGGAACACGUUGUUUCGCAUUUAUUCUGGGAUUAUGGUGGAACUGACGUUCUCGUGCAAUUUUGAAGAGUCUUUCGACGAUCAUUUACAGUCUCCAAUGAGCCCGCUGUUAUUUGUCUUAUCAAAACGGUAGGGGGAGGCCCGUGCACUAUUGUUUUAAGAUGUUAGCGUCGUUCGCCUGUCUGUGUUCCCGUACAGAUCAUUCAUUGAUUUCAAUCGAAUAGAACGACACACACAACAUCACUAUGGGUCAGUGGCAACGUGUGCGUCCCCCAGGUGGGGUUUUGAAAGUUGUCAAGCUAGGCGGUCCGACCUAGGGCAGCCAAAAGUAAAGGCAUGCUAGGUUAGACAUAGACAAAGGUUAAGUAUGGAUAGAGCCUCGAUAUGAAAGGAUUGUGAUCCUCAUCAGCUGCAGAUAGCAAAGAGAGUUCAAGAACCACGAGCAUUGAACAGUACAACUCGCAUAGAAAUGAAGGGAUCAUGGAAUAUUUGGCAAUGCCUACUAGCAACUUCAGG
Messenger RNA from Klebsormidium nitens, 1834 nucleotides. NCBI's taxonomy places the organism in Eukaryota, Viridiplantae, Streptophyta, Klebsormidiophyceae, Klebsormidiales, Klebsormidiaceae. The record is from the annotation of a GenBank genome assembly.